Botrytis cinerea B05.10 is the source of this 2001-nucleotide messenger RNA. RefSeq lists its product as hypothetical. Gene Ontology annotation, molecular function: proline dehydrogenase activity; FAD binding. The transcript is spliced from 2 exons. NCBI's taxonomy places the organism in Eukaryota, Fungi, Ascomycota, Leotiomycetes, Helotiales, Sclerotiniaceae. The record is from RefSeq and is a predicted model, not a curated record. Gene Ontology annotation, cellular component: mitochondrion. The coding region runs from base 208 to 1782 and encodes 524 amino acids.
GGGGUCGAAGUGCCAUUACGAGGUGGAUGCAUGCCAAUAUGCACCCGCUGAUACACGAAUCAACUGUUGUGUAUGAUAAUCGGGUUGAUAGAUGAUGGUCUCCGGAUGUAUCACAGGGUUUAUACUAUGUAGGGCCCAGGUAAUGUUUACUUUGAGACAUUUGAUCUCUUGGACUUUCCUUUCAUCUUGAGUGUGCUAUCUGCUUUUAUGGAAAUGUUCUUACGAAGAUCUUCUAGAUUACUCUCACCCAUACCAAAGAGAUAUCAUAUACCAUCUCUCAGACACUGUUCGUCCAUCACCUCAACUAUCUCUACUCAGAAUGGGUUUCCACACACACCCACCCCGACCCCUCACUUCAGGGCUUCUCCAACCUCCGAGCUUCCACCCCUCUCCAUAAUGCCACUCCCUCUCCUCCUCAAAUCCUACCUCAUAACUUCGAUUCUUGCCUCCCCCAAAAUCAUCACGUUCUUCCUUCCCCUCCUCAACAAACUCGCAAAUUCCAACUCUACAAUCUUGAAUCCCGAUAGAAAUCCAGUGUUGCAUAUGAUCGUCCGGAAAUUCAUCUAUGAUCAUUUCAUCGCCGGGGAAAAUGCUACUCAAGUGAGAGCUCGAGUGAAAGAAAUGAAGGGAUUGGGGUUCAGCGGGGUGAUAUUGGGAUAUGCAAGGGAAGUCAAUGUUUCUGGGGGAGAAGUGGGCGGAGGAGAUGUACUAGGGGUGAGUAAAGAGGAAGGGGAGAGAGCCAUUAGAGAAUGGAGAGAUGGACUCAUGAACACGCUUUCUUUGCUACAACCCGGAGAUUUUCUAUCGCUCAAAUUUUCCGGCGCAGGCCCCCUCGUUCUCCACGCUCUUCAAAAUGCACUCCCCCCACCACCCCUCCUGCUACAAUCCAUGCAUCUACUCCUCCGCACUGCCGCCUCCCAAUCCGCGCGUCUCUGGCUCGAUGCAGAACAACAAGACUUACAACCCACUAUCGAAUCAUGGACCAUUGAUCUCAUGCGUAUCUAUAAUACCGGAUCCCAAGCAUUACUAUACACAACCAUGCAAGCGUAUUUAAAAUCCACACCUUCCAACAUCCUAAGAUGUUUACAACUCGCGCAAAAGGAAGAUUGGGUGCUGGGGAUAAAAUUGGUGAGGGGUGCAUAUAUCGCUACCGAGAAGCGGGAGUUGAUAUGGGGAAGUAUUGAAGAAACUCAUGAGGCGUAUAACGGGAUAGCUGCUGGUUUGUUAAGUUUGUCGUAUCCAGGGAUGGAUGUCGAAAAGGACACUGCAAUUUUAGAGAAAACAGAGGGAAACGAAAAAGGAAAAGAAAAUACAUAUCCGCGCGCAGAAUUAUUCCUCGCCACGCACAACGAAGAAAGUAUCAAGAAAGCCUAUACCCUUCAAAGCUCACGGAUCCUAGCCGGAAACCCCACGAUUGAAUUAGCAUUUGGACAGCUCCAAGGAAUGGCCGAUGAGAUAAGUUGCAGCCUGCUCCAACUCCGCCGCAAAGAAUCCCAGGAAUCGAACAGCGCAUCGCCAACUCCCAAAAAUCUUGAGAAAUCAGAAGAGAAAUCAAGACUAGCGCAAGCCUUGAAACCAAAAGCGUAUAAAUGCAUGGUGUGGGGAUCCACGCAGCAGUGCUUACAAUUCUUAUUGAGAAGGGUAAAGGAAAAUGGAGAUGCGCUUGGAAGGACGGGAUAUUGGGUUGAAGGGUUUAAGAGGGAGAUUUGGAGGAGGAUGAGAAGCGCUUCUGGAAUGAAAAGGAGGAAAGCUUUCGAGAGUGCUAAUGGGGGGAUGAGUUGAACGAGGGUUCUGUAAGAGAAUAUCUGGUUCUGUAGAGGAAUAUCAAGGAAGAAAGGAGUUGUGAGUUAUGAAUACAGAGAGAGAAGUUUGAGGUUGGAGUUUACUAUUUUACGAUUUUGGCGCGAGAGGAGUGGAGCUCAGUACAUGUUGUUGUGUUAAUCCUGUUGUGAUCAUUAUGAUCUAUACAAGAAAUAGGCAAAAAAAGAAUACCAGAAGUCA